Messenger RNA from Staurois parvus, 320 nucleotides. The record is from the annotation of a GenBank genome assembly. NCBI's taxonomy places the organism in Eukaryota, Metazoa, Chordata, Amphibia, Anura, Ranidae.
GAGAGCUGUGAUUGGUCACAGCUUGUCACAUGGUACAAGGCUGUUGUGAAUAUCCCUGUACCAUGUGACCUCUGUGAUCAUUCACAGAUUUCACACGUAGUAAGCAAUGAUGUCAGGAAGUGACAUCUUGCUUGCUACUAUUCAUGUGAUCACUGAUUGGCCAAUCAGGGAUCACAUGAAUCAGGACUUCACACAGAGGUCCCGUACACAGAGCAUUGCUCCCAUCCGGGAGAGGUUCCGGACACAGCGGGCACCGAAUCGCGGUACCGUGCGGUCCCAGGGAGCACGCACAGGCAGUUAAUGAGGGGGGCCGUUUAAAA